AUGGAGGCAUCGCGCGGCCCUCCCAGGGUCAAGAACAAGGCCGCUGCCCCGGUCCAGAUCUCAGCGGAGCAGCUGCUCCGCGAGGCAGUGGACCGGCAGGAGGACUCGCUGCAGGCGCCGACGCAGCGAUUUGCGGACUUGGAAGAACUGCACGAAUACCAGGGUCGCAAGAGAAAGGAUUUCGAGGACUAUGUGCGGCGGAACCGAAUUAACAUGAACAACUGGAUGCGAUACGCCGCUUGGGAGUUGGAACAGAAGGAAUUUCGACGCGCGCGAUCCAUCUUUGAACGGGCGCUGGACGUCACAGCGACCCAUGUGCCGCUUUGGAUUCGGUAUAUUGAGUCGGAAAUGCGAAACCGAAAUAUCAACCACGCGAGAAACCUGCUUGAUCGGGCAGUUACGAUUUUGCCCCGAGUCGAUAAGCUUUGGUACAAAUAUGUCUAUAUGGAGGAGACCCUGGGGAAUAUUCCUGGAACGCGGCAGGUGUUUGAGCGAUGGAUGUCAUGGGAACCGGAUGAGGGUGCUUGGAGUGCGUAUAUCAAGCUGGAGAAGAGAUACAAUGAGUUCGAGAGGGCACGGGCGAUUUUCCAGCGGUUUACGAUCGUGCACCCCGAGCCUAGGAAUUGGAUCAAAUGGGCUCGGUUCGAGGAGGAGAAUGGUACCAGCGACUUGGUGAGAGAGGUAUACGGAGUGGCCGUGGAGACACUAGGCGAGGAUUUUAUGGACGAGAAACUAUUCAUUACCUACGCCAAGUUCGAAGCGAAGCUGAAGGAAUAUGAGCGCGCCAGAGCUAUCUACAAGUAUGCUCUUGACCGACUACCGCGUUCAAAAUCUACUACCCUCCACAAGGCGUACACCACCUUCGAGAAACAAUAUGGUGACCGCGACGGCGUUGAGAAUGUCAUUCUCUCAAAGCGCCGAGUCCAGUACGAGGAGCAGCUAAAGGAAAACACACGCAAUUACGAUAUCUGGUUUGACUUUGCGCGUCUGGAAGAAACUUCAGGUGACCCGGAGCGAGUGCGGGAUGUGUACGAACGGGCGAUUGCACAAAUCCCUCCCUCCCAAGAGAAGCGACACUGGAGGCGAUACAUCUACCUGUGGAUAUUCUAUGCCACUUGGGAGGAGAUGGAGGCCAAGGACAUUGAUCGUGCUCGCCAGGUCUAUACAGAAUGCCUGAAACUUAUACCUCACAAGAAAUUCACAUUUGCCAAGGUCUGGCUCAUGAAGGCACAGUUCGAGGUGCGACAGCUGAACCUCCAAGCGGCGCGCAAGACUCUAGGUCAGGCGCUUGGCAUGUGCCCGAAAGAUAAGCUUUUCCGUGGUUAUGUCGAACUGGAACGUCAAUUGUUUGAGUUCGUGCGGUGCCGGACACUGUACGAGAAGCAAAUCGAAUGGAACCCAUCUAACGGUCAGUCUUGGAUCCAGUACGCAGAAUUGGAACGGGGCCUAGAUGAUAGCGACCGUGCACGAGCUAUCUACGAACUUGGAAUUGAACAGCCAACCCUGGAUAUGCCGGAGCUUGUUUGGAAGUCCUACAUCGACUUUGAGGAUUACGAAGGCGAGUACGAGCGUGAGCGUCAAUUGUAUGAGCGCCUGCUACAGAAAACAGACCACGUCAAGGUGUGGAUCAACUACGCCCGGUUCGAGAUCAACGUGCCGGACGAGGAAGAGGAAGAAGAAGAGCGACCGAUCAGCGACGAGGCCAAGCGGCGGGCCAGGGCCGUUUUCGAGCGCGCACACAAUGUGUUCAAGGAGAAGGAACUCAAGGAAGAGCGAGUGGAACUACUCAACGCGUGGCGGUCGUUCGAACACACACAUGGAUCGCCAGAGGAUAUCGACAAGAUCGAGAAACAGAUGCCGCGACGCGUCAAGAAGCGACGCAAGUUGGACGACGACCGGUACGAAGAGUACAUGGACUUCGUAUUCCCGGCGGACGACCAGUCGGCAGCGAACCUGUCGAAGCUGCUGCGGAUGGCGCACCAAUGGAAGCAGGGGUCGGCAAGCGGGCAGUAA
This is a messenger RNA of Aspergillus puulaauensis, 2013 nucleotides long. It is a transcript of the gene clf1, whose product is annotated as putative cell cycle control protein (Cwf4). Gene Ontology annotation, cellular component: precatalytic spliceosome; Prp19 complex; post-mRNA release spliceosomal complex. NCBI's taxonomy places the organism in Eukaryota, Fungi, Ascomycota, Eurotiomycetes, Eurotiales, Aspergillaceae. The coding region runs from base 1 to 2013 and encodes 670 amino acids. Gene Ontology annotation, molecular function: protein binding. Gene Ontology annotation, biological process: mRNA splicing, via spliceosome; spliceosomal complex assembly. The transcript is spliced from 2 exons. The record is from RefSeq and is a predicted model, not a curated record.